AUGCUGCUGCCACACUCCGCUUACUCUCGAACUGAGAUCAUCGGCCAGGGCAAAUUCGGUGUGGUGUACAAGGGUUUAAAUCGGCAUACCAAGAAGGUGGUGGCCAUUAAGGUAUUGGAACUAGAUACUAAGUACGAUGAAGUUGUCGAUGUUCAACAAGAGAUCCAGUUUUUGUCCGAUCUCAAGCAAGCACCCAACGUCACCCAUUAUUACGGCCUGUUCUUAGUUGGAACAAAGCUCUGGAUCAUCAUGGACUACUGCGCUGGAGGAUCAAUCCGGACGUUGCUCAAGGCUGGAGUAUUCGAAGAGAGAUAUAUCGCAAUCGUGGUAAGAGAGGUACUUCUAGCGCUUCUGGCUGUCCACAAGCUCGGUGUGAUCCACAGGGACAUCAAAGCUGCCAAUAUCUUGAUCACCAAUGAGGGAAACGUUCAACUCUGUGAUUUUGGAGUGGCUGCACAACUAACGUCCAGUUCGCUAAAAAGAACUACCAUUGCCGGUACACCCUUCUGGAUGGCGCCUGAAGUUAUUCGUGAGGGAGCUCAGUACAAUGUCAAAGCAGACAUUUGGUCACUUGGUAUCACAAUCUACGAAAUUGCUACAGGGAACCCACCUUAUGGUGAUAAAGGUGCUACUUGGGCCAUGACAAUGAUUGAAAAGCUGACUCCGCCCCGACUCGAGGGCCGUGAGUAUCCUCAAGCGCUCAAAGAGUGCAUUGCAUUGUGUUUGGACGAAAAUCCAGUUGAGCGACCUUCUGCAGAUGAAUUGCUGCGGUGCAAGUUGGUCAGAAACUACAAAAGUACUCCUACCAGCAUUUUGAAGGAGGUGAUUUCGCGUUACUUGCUUUGGAGAGACCACAAUCUGUCUCAAGACUCUGUUUACGUGAACACAGAGGACGAAGCGGCUCCAGGUACAAAUCAACUUCAAGUGAAGUGGGAUUUUGACUCGUUGAGCUCGAGAGAAUAUAUCAUUGAGAACGAUAUCCAUAUCGACAUGGAUAAGGAGGAGUUCUCCUAUGAGGAUGAGGAAUAUGGAUUAAACACGCAACCCACAUACCAGUACAAUUCUGGCAUUAAUGACACCAUCACUGCUUCCAAGCAUCUUACACAAACAAAUUCUGGAAGCAGAGACAGAACAGGAAGUCAGAUUCGAAACGGUACAACCGCUCCACAGGAGAACUCGGUUCUGAAGACUUUGACGUCACUUUUUGAAGAAGAAGAUACACAGGAAGAUUAUUCAAGUUCUGGAUAUGACAUUCCUCGCAUUCCUACGUUGACCAACUUGAAGGGCGAAAUGCAUGCAACCAGCUCUCCCACCAUUGAAAUCCCAGACAUGGAGAACCUUUCCAAGAUGGGAAGCUUUCUGGCAUCAACUCAAAAUUUGAGCCAAUCUGGAACCAGUGCAUGGAGCAGCUCCAAUGACACAUUUCCAAAGCUUGCCAAACCACCAGCUUUAACGCAUUCGCAGUCUUCACUGGCUGCACUAGAAUCUAGACACAAUUCGCCCACUUCUGGAAACCGUCAGCGGAAGAAAACUAUCUCCAACACAUACGCACCGAUGUCUCAUUCUCACGGUCUGCUUAUGGAUACCAGCCCUCAUACUCCGUCGUACUUGACGGAGAACCCACCAAGGCAAACACCCUCACCGCUGACCCAGCAUGCAGCGAUGUUACACGAGGGCAGUGUCACCAGCAGUCCUUCUAAAUCGAUGCGUGCGCUUCAUUCAACGAAUAACCCUAUGCUCCAGCCGAUUAAUUUCAAGCUAGGAAACGAGGGAACUAUUAAGCCCACUUCCUCAAUUGUGAAUUCGACGCUGUCCAAUUCAAUCACAGGUCAGUUGAAUGCACCAGCACCCAUUAUGAGUUCGCACUUGGCCACUCUGCCAAACACGAAUCAUGGUACGAAUGGUACUACGAAUGGUGGUCCGAGUGGUAGCACGCUUACAGCCACGUCACACAUAGCACCAUCUGCUCUUCCAGGAUCUUCAGAUGGAUCGAAGAAAGAGAAGCCUUCGUUGAGGAUCCAAAUGCCAGUUCCGUCCAAUUCGUUCAACAUUCUAUCUGCUUUGACAAAUGAAGAAGAGAACAAAAAUAACGAAAACGUCAACCAAUUUGGUAUCAAUCCUGCUAUGGUCAAUAAAAUGGCGUCAAUGACUCCAGUGGCUGAGAAAGACACUCAGCUAGGUGACACCGACAAGGAAAUGCGGGACCCUGCACUAUUGCAACGCCAAAUCCAGCAAAAGAAAGUAGCCAGCCUUAUGGGUCCCAAAACAGCUCCAGUCAAUGGACCCGCCGUGUCUUCUAGCAUGGGAUACUUCCCACGGAAUCCAUCGGUGAGUAAUUUGCCUGUCAAGGCUGCAAAAUUCCCAACCAUUCCAGCAUUCAAUAGUGAGCUCUUUUCCGACACCACACCACGGGCAAAAAUAACACAGGAGCUUGAGACGGUAAUGAGACUUUUCAUUCAGGGCUUGGAAGUGGUAGACAAUGGCUUGUAA
This is a messenger RNA of Sungouiella intermedia, 2490 nucleotides long. Lineage: Eukaryota; Fungi; Ascomycota; Pichiomycetes; Serinales; Metschnikowiaceae. The record is from the annotation of a GenBank genome assembly.